AUGAGCAAUGGUCGAGUUACCCACGACAAAUUCCUGGAAUGGUGAGUUGAACGCUGGAGCAGCAGUGGUCACACACAUUGAAUCAGGUGUUGUGAAUCCUGAGACAAUAAAGAUCUAUUGUAUCUUUGACAGGUCUGAGACAUAUGGACCUGUGUACCGUAUUAAUGGGUUGCAUGUUGUGAUGCUGUGUGUCACCUGUCCUGAUACCACCAAGGUAAACCUGGGAAAUUACUAUAAUUAUGAUCUCUGAUGGACAGACUACGUAAACAUCUGACCAAAUUAAGCAAGAUUUUAGUUCUUGGUUAACUGAGAAUAAUGUAAUUCUAAAUUUUUGCAUGUUAAUUUCUGAAAUGAAAGUGCUGUAAAAUAACCCAUUUCCUCAAUUCCCCCUUCAAACCAAACUCACACUUUGCUUUGUCUCCACAGGAAGUCCUGAUGUCACCAAAGUACCCCAAAGACUCACUGGUCUACAAGCGUCUCUUCAACCUGUUUGGACAGAGGUGAGUCCUCAGUAUUGUAUUAUUAAUGUUAUCUAAAUAUACUUCCUACUACUACUUAUUGUGUCAACGUUUUGGUCAGUACAAACUAUUUCAAUACAAUCCCUCCUAAUGCUGGUUAUUGCAUGCGUAGCCUACACAGCAUAUAGACAUUCAAACAGGACAACUUGGUCACUGGUCAGUUGAUUCAGUGUUAGGGUAAAUACUCUGUUGUCCUUCUUCUCCAUAGGUUUUUGGGAAGUGGCCUGGUCACAGCACAGAAUCAUGAUGUUUGGUACAAACAGCGAAGAAUAAUGGACCCUGCCUUCAGCAGUCUGUAAGUCACUUAUCCAUUUCACAUGAUGUAAUAAUCAGUUGAUCACUCCAUUGAGCAAUCCAUCCAGCCAUCCAUCUGUUCAUCCAUCCAUCCAUCCAUCAUUGCUGUGUAUUGCUAGGUACCUGCGGGGUCAGAUGGGUGCGUUCAACGAGAGGGCAGAGAACCUGAUGGAUAAACUGGCGGACAUGGCUGACAACAACACAGCUGCCAACAUGCACCACAUGUUCAACCGUGUGACAUUGGAUGUCAUCACUAAGGUAACAGUCACUUCCUGUUCCCCUCAGAUCACCACACUGCCCUUACACUUUAUUAUUUCUGUUAUAAAGCUACAUUUGUUUCUAUAUAUGACAAUAAAAUAGUCAUAACAGGCUGUAUUUUGCUUAUGACAACUGAUAACACACUCAUUACCUAAGCUAUAUACAAUUUAGUCUAAGCAAGCCAAUGUGCUAGCUACAAUUAGCAUAACUAGAACCAGGAGUUUUACCUUAUCAUGUUGUAAGAAGUUGUCAAUCCUCUGUUUUUAUAUCAUCUGUAGGUGGCGUUUGGAGUGGAGCUGGAUCUACUGAAGGAGAGUGACACUCCAUUCCCCAACGCCAUAGAGAUGUGUCUGAAGGGAAUGGUCCACUAUCUCAGAGACUCCACCUUCCAGGUAAAUAGUUACAUAAAGUAUGUUAGUGAUGCUUCUCAAGAACGAUGGCUUAUUGAAUUCUCAUCAACGAAAAAGAGUAAUCAAAUUAAGAUCCUACAUCUGUAGCUCUACCCAAAGAACAAGAAGUUCAUCAACGAGGUGAAAGAGUCUGUUCAUCUGCUGCGUUCGACAGGCAGGCAGUGGAUCAACGAGAGGAAAAUGGCCGUCCAAAAUGGCGAGGACGUUCCAAAAGACAUCCUCACACAGAUCCUCAAGACGGCUGGCAAAGGCAUGUUGUAGUAGCCUGAUCACAGAUCUGUUUGUUCUGUCUUGCCAACUCCUGCCACUGUUCAUGACAAGACGGCACAAACAGAUCUGGGACCAGGCUAACAUUGGAGACCUUUUACCGGUGGUAAAACAAGUAAAACCUGUGGUGAGACAAGUGCUUGCUAAAACAGUCAUGAUAUUGAUGAGGUUCAGUAGCAGCAGGGCUGGAUUAAUACAGGGGUUUACCGGGGCUUAAGCCCCUGGGCCCAGGCCCAUGGUGGGCCGCCCAAGAGGCAGCAAAAAUAAAUAAAAAAUAAUGAUAUUUUCAACAAAUAAAUUGAAAUAUAUACCGUAUAUAUUAUAUAUACUGAACAAAAAUUCAAACGCAACAAUUCCUAAGAUUUUUGCUGAGUUGUUGUCCAUAGCUUAUGUCUGCCCAUACCAUAACCCCACCGCCACCUUGGGGGCACUCUGUUCAAAGUGUUGACAUCAGCAAACAGCUCGCCCAUACGACACCAUACACGUGGUCUCCGGUUGUGAGGCCAGUUGAACGUACUGCCAAAUUCUCUGAAACAACGUUGGAGGAGGCUUAUGGUAGCAGCUGGCAACAACUCUGGUGAACAUCCCUGCAGUCAGCAUGCCAAUUGCACGCUCCCUCAAAACUUGAGACAUCUGUGGCAUUAUGUUUUGUGACAAAACUGCACAUUUUAGAGCAGCGUUUUUUGUCCCCAGCACAAGGUGCACCUGUGUAAUGAUCAUGCAAUGAACAUUUGAGAGAAAUAAGCUUUUUGUGCAUAUGGAAAAUGUCUGGGAUAUUUUAUUUCAGCUCAUGAAACAUGGGACCAACACUUUACAUGUUGCAUUUACAUUUUUGUUCAGUGAAUAUAGUACAUAAGUUUUUUUGUUUUACUGAAUCGGCCAACCACAGGAGGUUUUCAGGAGUCCGCUCUCAAUGAGAGGAGGAGAUGGGGGAGGAGAGAAGGUAGGGGGUACACAUGGGUAACUGGGGGGCCCUGCCUUGAUUGGGUAACUGCUUAAUAAAAAAUAUAAAUAAAUAAGCUGCGAGUAUAGGGGUUGGGCCUAAGCCCCUAAGGGGGCCCAAGAGGCAAAAUAAAAUACUUUUUUUGAUCAACCAUGGCAAGGUGACUGGGAAUAUGGCAGAAUACAACCAGUGUAGCUACUCACUCCGCAAGGCAAUUAAACUGGCAAAACAUCAGUAUAGAGACAAAGUGGAGUCGCAAUUCAACAGCUCAGACACAAGACAUAUGUGGCAGGGUCUACAGACAAUCACGGACUACAAAAGGAAAACCAGCCACAUCGCCGACACAGACGUCUCGCUUCCAGACAAGCUAAACACCUUCUUCGCCCGCUUUGAGGAUAACACAGUGCCUCUGACGAGGCCCACUACCAAGGACUGUGGCCUCUCCUUCUCUGUGGCCGACGUGAUUAAGACAUUUAAGCAUGUUAACCCCCUCAAGGCUGCCGGCCCAGACUGCAUUGCAAGCCGCGUCCUCAGAGCAUGCGCAGACCAGCUGGCUGGUGUGUUUAUGGACAUAUUCAAUCACUCCCUUUCCCAGUCUGCUGUUCCCACAUGCUAGGGCGGCAGGUAGCGUAGUGGGUAAGAGCGUUGUGCCAGUAACCGAAAGGUUGCUGGUUCUAAUCCCCGAGCCGCCUAGGUGAAAAAUCUGUCGAUGUGCCCUUAAGCAAGGCACUUAACCCUAAUUGCUCCUGUAAGUCGCUCUGGAUAAGACCGUCUGCUAAAUGACUAAAAUGAAAAAUGUAAUGCUUCAAGAUGGCCACCAUUGUUCCUGUACCCAAGAAAGCAAAGGUAACUGAACUAAAUGACUAUCGCCCUGUAGCACUCACCUCUGUCAUCAUGAAGUGCUUUGAGAGACUAGUCAAGGAUCAUAUCACCUCUACCUUACCUGUCACCUUAGACCCACUUCAAUUUGCUUACCGCCCCAAUAGGUCCACAGACGAUGCAAUCGCCAUCACACUGCACACUGCCCUAUCCCAUCUGGACAAGAGGAAUACCUAUGUAAGAUUGCUGUUCAUUGACUAUAGCUCAGCAUUCAACACCAUAGUACCCUCCAAGCUCAUCAUCAAGCUCGAGGCCCUGGGUCUGAACCCCGCCCUGUGCAACUGGGUCCUGGACUUCCUGAUGGACCGCCCCCAGGUGGUGAAGGUAGGAAACAACAUCUCCACUUCGCUGAUCCUCAACACUGGGGCCCCACAAGUGUGCGUGCUCAGCCCCCUCCUGUACUCCCUGUUCACCAAUGACUGCGUGGCCAAGCACGCCUCCAACUCAAUCAUCAAGUUUGCAGACAACACAACAGUAGUAGGCUUGAUUACCAACAAUGACGAGACCGCCUACAGGGAGGAGGUGAGGGCUCAGGGAGUGUGGUGGCAGGAAAAUAACCUCUCACUCAACGUCAACAAAACAAAGGAGAUGAUCGUGGACUUCAGGAAACAGUAGAGGGUGCACCCCCCUGUCCACAUCGACGGGACCGCAGUGGAGAAGGUGGAAAGCUUCAAGUUCCUUGGCGUACACAUCACUGACAUACUGAAAUGGUCCACCCACGCAGACAGUGUGGUGAAGAAGGCCCAACAGAGCCUCUUCAACCUCAGGAGGCUGAAGAAAUUCGGCUUGGCACCUAAAACCAUCACAAACUUUUAUAGAUGCACAAUUGAGAGCAUCAUGUCGGGCUGUAUCACCGCCUGGUACAGCAACUGCACCGCCCGCAACCGCAGGGCUCACCAGAGGGUGGUGCGGUCUGCCGAACGCAUUACCGGGGGCAAACUACCUGCCCUCCAAGACAACUACAGCACCCGAUGUCACAGGAAAGACAAAAAGAUCAUCAAGGACAUCAACCACCCGAGCCACUGCCUGUUCAGUUCAUCCCGCUUUCAUCCAGAAGGCGAGGUCAGUACAGGUGCAUCAAAGCUAGGACCGAGAGAAUGGAUAAACAGCUUCUAUCUCAAGGCCAUCAGACUGUUAAAUAGCCAUCACUAGCACAUUAGAGGCUGCUGCUGCCUAUUGAAAUCACUGGCCACUUUAAGAAUUGGAACACUAGUCACUUUAAUAAUGUUUACAUAUCUUGCGCUACUCAUCUCAUAUGUAUAUACUGCAUUCUAUUCUAUAAUAUUCUACUGUAUCUUAGUCCAUGCCGCUCUGUCAUUGCUUGUCCAUAUAUGUAUAUAUUCUUAAAUUCCAUUCCUGACUAGUUUUGUGUGUAUUGGGUAUAUGUUGUGAAAUUGUUAGAUAUUACUGCACUGUCGUAGCUAGAAGCACAAGCAUUUCGCUACACCCGCUAUAACAUCUGCUAAACACGUGUAUGUGACAAAUACAAUUUUAUUUUAUUUUAUUUGAGUAGCACUAUUGUCUCAAUGCUGUAAACUGAUAUACAGUGGGGAGAACAAGUAUUUGAUACACUGCCGAUGUUGCAGGUUUUCCUACUUACAAAGCAUGUAGAGGUCUGUCAUUUUUAUCAUAGGUACACUUCAACUGUGAGAGACGGAAUCUAAAACAAAAAUCCAGAAAAUCAUAUUUUAUGAUUUUUAAGUAAUUAAUUUGCAUUUUAUUGCAUGACAUAAGUAUUUGAUACAUCAGAAAAGCAGAACUUAAUAUUUGGUACAGAAACCUUUGUUUGCAAUUACAGAGAUCAUACAUUUCCUGUAGGUCUUGACCAGGUUUGCACACACUGUAGCAGGGAUUUUGGCCCACUCCUCCAUACAGACCUUCUCCAGAUCCUUCAGGUUUCGGGGCUGUCGCUGGGCAAUACGGACUUUCAGCUCCCUGCAAAUAUUUUCUAUUGGGUUCAGGUCUGGAGACUGGCUAGGCCACUCCAGGACCUUGAGAUGCUUCUUACGGAGCCACUCCUUAGUUACCCUGGCUGUGUGUUUCGGGUCAUUGUCAUGCUGGAAGACUCAGCCACGACCCAUCUUCAAUGCUCUUACUGAGGGAAGGAGGUUGUUGGCCAAGAUCUCGCGAUACAUGGCCCCAUCCAUCCUCCCCUCAAUACGGUGCAGUCGUCCUGUCCCCUUUGCAGAAAAGCAUCCCCAAAGAAUGAUGUUUCCACCUCCAUGCUUCACGGUUGGGAUGGUGUUCUUGGGGUUGUACUCAUCCUUCUUCUUCCUCCAAACAUGGCGAGUGGAGUUUAGACCAAAAAGCUAUAUUUUUGUCUCAUCAGACCACAUUACCUUCUCCCAUUCCUCCUCUGGAUCAUCCAGAGGAUCAUUGGCAAACUUCAGAUGGGCCUGGACAUGCGCUGACUUGAGCAGGGGGACCUUGCGUGUGCUGCAGGAUUUUAAUCCAUGACGGCGUAGUGUGUUACUAAUGGUUUUCUUUGAGACUGUGGUCCCAGCUCUUUUCAGGUCAUUGACCAGGUCCUGCCGUGUAGUUCUGGGCUGAUCCCUCACCUUCCUCAUGAUCAUUGAUGCCCCACCAAGUGAGAUCUUGCAUGGAGCCCCAGACCGAGGGUGAUUGACCGUCAUCUUGAACUUCUUCCAUUUUCUAAUAAUUGCGCCAACAGUUGUUGCCUUCUCACCAAGCUGAUUGCCUAUUGUCCUGUAGCCCAUCCCAGCCUUGUGCAGGUCUACAAUUUUAUCCCUGAUGUCCUUACACAGCUCUCUGGUCUUGGCCAUUGUGGAGAGGUUGGAGUCUGUUUGAUUGAGUGUGUGGACAGGUGUCGUUUAUACAGGUAACGAGUUCAAACAGGUGCAGUUAAUACAGGUAAUGAGUGGAGAACAGGAGGGCUUCAUAAAGAAAAACUAACAGGUCUGUGAGAGCCGGAAUUCUUACUGGUUUGUAGGUGAUCAAAUACUUAUGUCAUGCAAUAAAAUGCAAAUUAAUUACUUAAAAAUCAUACAAUGUGAUUUUCUGAAAAAAAGUAUUUAGUCAGCCACCAAUUGUGCAAGUUCUCCCACUUCAAAAGAUGAGAGAGGCCUGUAAUUUUCAUCAUAGGUACACAUAAACUAUGACAGACAAAAUGAGAAAAAGAAAUCCAGAAAAUCACAUUGUAGGAUUUUUUAUGAAUUUAUUUACAAAUUAUGGUGGAAAAUAAGUAUUUGGUCACCUACAAACAAGCAAGAUUUCUGGCUCUCACAUACCUGUAACUUCUUUUUUAAGAGGCUCCUCUGUCCUCCACUCGUUACCUGUAUUAAUGGCACCUGUUUGAACUUGUUAUCAGUAUAAAAGACACCUGUCCACAACCUCAAACAGUCACACUCCAAAGUCCACUAUGGCCAAGACCAAAGAGCUGUCAAAGGACACCAGAAACAAAAUUGUAGACCUGCACCAGGCUGGGAAGACUGAAUCUGCAAUAGGUAAGCAGCUUGGUUUGAAGAAAUCAACUGUGGGAGCAAUUAUUAGGAAAUGGAAGACAUACAAGACCACUGAUAAUCUCCCUCGAUCUGGGGCUCCACGCAAGAUCUCACCCCGUGGGGUCAAAAUGAUCACAAGAACGGUUAGCAAAAAUCCCGGAACCACACGGGGGGACCUAGUGAAUGACCUGCAGAGAGCUGGGACCAAAGUAACAAAGCCUACCAUCAGUAACACACUACGCCGCCAGGGACUCAAAUCCUGCAGUGCCAGACGUGUCCCCCUGCUUAAGCCAGUACAUGUCCAGGCCCGUCUGAAGUUUGCUAGAAUGCAUUUGGAUGAUCCAGAAGAGGAUUGGGAGAAUGUCAUAUGGUCAGAUGAAACCAAAAUAGAACUUUUUGGUAAAAACUCAACUCGUCGUGUUUGGAGGACAAAGAAUGCUGAGUUGCAUCCAAAGAACACCAUACCUACUGUGAAGCAUGGGGGUGGAAACAUCAUGCUUUGGGGCUGUUUUUCUUCAAAGGGACCAGGACGACUGAUCCGUGUAAAGGAAAGAAUGAAUGGGGCCAUGUAUCGUGAGAUUAUGAGUGAAAACCUCCUUCCAUCAGCAAGGGCAUUGAAGAUGAAACGUGGCUGGGUCUUUCAGCAUGACAAUGAUCCCAAACACACUGCCCGGGCAACGAAGGAGUGGCUUCGUAAGAAGCAUUUCAAGGUCCUGGAGUGGCCUAGCCAGUCUCCAGAUCUCAACUCCAUAGAAAAUCUUUGGAGGGAGUUGAAAGUCCGUGUUGCCCAGCGACAGCCCCAAAACAUCACUGCUCUAGAGGAGAUCUGCAUGGAGGAAUGGGCCAAAAUACCAGCAACAAUGUGUGAAAACCUUGUGAAGACUUACAGAAAACGUUUGACCUGUGUCAUUGCCAACAAAGGGUAUAUAACAAAGUAUUGAGAAAUACUUAUUUUCCACCAUAAUUUGCAAAUAAAUUCAUUAAAAAUCCUACAAUGUGAUUUUCUGGAUUUUUUUCUUCUCAUUUUGUCUGUCAUAGUUGACGUGUACCUAUGAUGAAAAUUACAGGCCUCUCUCAUCUUUUUAAGUGGGAGAACUUGCACAAUUGGUGGUUGACUAAAUACUUUUUUCCCCCACUGUAUAUCCAUCAUUUCAGAAGAAAACAUAGCAAACGAUGAUGAGGAGGUUAUGCUGGACAACUUUGUGACGUUCUUCAUUGCGGGUACGUCUCCCUGAAACAAGUGCUGUUCUUUAUUUUUUUUAUGAAUCCAUCUUAGUAAUAUAGUUUUUCCCACACAAUUGAUAUUUAAAGAAACUACAGUGACAGUACUUUUGUUGUUUUAAUCUUGACAGGGCAAGAGACAACAGCCAAUCAACUAGCUUUUGCAGUUAUGGAACUGGGAAGGCUGCCAGAGAUAUUGACAAAGUAGGACUUGUUUUCAUAAUUUCUAUUUUGGUUAUUGAUAGUUUCUGUAUUAAAAACAGGUUGGUUGAGUUUGUGAGUGUCUCUGACCUCUCCAGGGUGAAGCAGGAAGUGGAUGAUGUCAUUGGGAUGAAACAGGAAAUCAGCUUUGACGACCUGGGGAAAAUGACCUACCUGUCCCAGGUCUGUUUGUGUUGUCUUGUCAUUACUAAUUACUAGUACUAUACAAAAAAGUAUAAUACUGCAAAGUUGCUUAGGAGCUAGAAGCAGAGCUGCCAUGUCUGUUGGCGCAAUCUCAACUAUACUUGUACUAUAUUAACUGCAGUUGUGUGACCAACUGGAUGUUAACCCGGUUCGUCUGCAUGGUAAAAGACUGCAUUAGCUGGCUGAGCUAAAGCCUAGGCAUUACAUCCCACUAGGCAAAAACUGGUUCAGUCAACAUUGUUUCCAUGUCAUUUCAACUAAAAUAAUCUAUGUGAUGACGUUGAAUCAACGUGGGAAACUGAUUGGAUUUGAAAAAAGACAUCAACGUAAGGGCAUUUUGUCUUUUUUCACGCAACUUUUAAAUGGUGAAAUGUUUUGUUGAUUUCACUUUUAAUUCACGUUGACAACUCAAUCAAAUCUAAAUCAAAGCUAGACAUUGAACUGUCUGUGCCCAGUGGGAUGUACCUCAGGGAGAUAACGCAAGUGUUCAAGUCUCAGGUCAGGUAACUCUUCACAUGGUUAAUCAGCAUGUUGUGUUUGAUUAAUAUAAUCUCCCCCGUCAGGUUUUGAAGGAGACUCUAAGGUUGUACCCUACAGCACCAGGCACUUCUCGCUUCAUCCCCAACGACAUCGUCAUCAACGGCAUCCCCGUCCCAGCAGGAGUCACAUGCAUCGUGAGUAGUCACCUCAAAAUCAAUGUGGAUGAGUGUUGUUGUAUGUUAAUAUCUCAAAGUUUAGUGGUGGUGUUAACAUGUGAUACGCUUUGGUACCUCAAUGUAGUAAAGGAAUUAAGUAGCCUUGUCCAAGCCAGUAUGGCUUAUACCUCAAUGUGCUCCCAAUUAUUUGGUGGAUAGAUUUUUUAUUUUUCUAUAAUUUACUUUUUUUCUGUUACACUGUAAAAAAAAAAAAAAAGUCUCAAAACACCAUGAUUGUGUAAUGAAACCAUGAAAAGUUGUGCAACUAAGCUGAGCUCUGGGUGUUUGAAUGUAAACCCAAUGUAAGUGUUUUAAUAGUCUCCAAGUCCAGAACAGACUGUGGGAGCUGCACAGUACUACAUAGAGCCAUGACUACAUGGACCUCUAUUCCACGUCAAGUAACUGAUGCAAGCAGUAAAAUUAGAUUUUAAAAAAAUAGAUAAAAAUACACCUUAUGGAACAGUGGGGACUGUGAAGCAGCACAAACAUAGGCACAGACACAUGCAUACAAACACAGGAUAACAUACGCACUAAACACACACGUACACAUGGAUUUUGUGUUGUAGAUAUGUGAUAGUGGAGUAGGGGCCUGAGCACACACACUUAAUGUGUUGUGAAAUCUGUUAUAAAUGUAUUGUAAUGUUUUUUAAAUUGUUUAACUGCCUUAAUUUUGCUGGACCCCAGGAAGAGUAGCUGCUGCCUUGGCUGCAGCUAAUAGGGAUCCAUAAUAAAUACAAAUACAAAUACACAGAAUGUGUUUUAAAACAGAAAUUUAGGAACUCCGAAACACCCAAAGUGUUUCUUCAACCUUAAUAUUGAUGUUUUUAAGAGAGUGUUGUGAAAACACUUUUUGGGGUUUCAGUGAAUGUAAAACGCAGCAUCAAUACACAAAAACUGUGUUGCUCAUACAAUCAAUGGUUUAGAAAUGCAAAUGUUUAUAGCCUAAAUAUUGUUUAAUGAAAAGGGCCUAUGGAGAAUAUUUUUGGUGGAAUUCCACCUUUAUUCUUUGAAUACUUUAUUUAGACAGGUUGGAAACGGGAGGGCAGUAAGAAGAUACAUUUUGUUGAGAUUUUACCAACUCAACCACGCAGCCACACUGUAAGAAAUAAUACUGGGCUGAAUUGAAAUGUACAAAAAAUCAAAAAACAUAUACUUCAUAAAAAUGAAUGUAAGUCGUGCAGAGCCCCUGGUCUAGCAGUAACACACCAGGCUUAGACAGGUCACCCCUUGCCCACCGAAGACUGGGGUUAAAUUCCCUGCUCCCUACAGUUGAAGUCGGAAGUUUACUUACACCUUAGCCAAAUACAUUUAAACUCAGUUUUUCAAAAUUCCUGACAUUUAAUCCUAGUAAAAAUUCCCUGUCUUAGGUCAGUUAGAAUCACCACAUUAUUUUAAGAAUAUGAAAUGUCAGAAUAAUAGUAGAGAGAAUGAUUUAUUUCAGCUUUUAUUUCUUUCAUCACAUUCCCAGUGGGUCUGAAGUUUACAUACACUCAAUUAGUAUUUGGUAGCAAUGCCUUUAAAUUGUUUAACUUGGGUCAAACGUUUCGGGUAGCUUUCUCAAGCUUCCCACAAUAAGUUGGGUAAAUUUUGUCCCAUUCCUCCUGACAGAGCUGGUGUAACUGAGUCAGGUUUGUAGGCCUCCUUGCUCGCACACGCUUUUUCAGUUCUGCCCUCACAUUUUCUAUAGGAUUGAGGUCAGGGCUUUGUGAUGGCCACUCCAAUAUCUUGACUUUGUUGUCCUUAAGCCAUUUUGCCACAACUUUGGAAGUAUACUUGGGGUCAUUGUCCAUUUGGAAGACCCAUUUGAGACCAAGCUUUAACUUCCUGACUGAUGUCUUGAGAUGUUGCUUCAAUAUAUCCACAUUAUUUUCCUUCCUCAUGAUGCCAUCUAUUUUGUGAAGUGCACCAGUCCCUCCUGCAGCAAAGCACCCCCACAGCAUGAUGCUGCCACCCCCGUGCUUCACGGCUGGGAUGGUGUUCUUCGGCUUGCAAGCGUCCCCCUUUUUCCUCCAAACAUAACGAUGGUCAAUAUGGCCAAACAGUUCUAUUUUUCUUUCAUCAGACCAGAGGACAUUUCUCCAAAAAGUAUGAUCUUUGUCCCCAUGUGCAGUUGCAAACCGUAGUCUGGCUUUUUUAUGGCGGUUUUGGAGCAGUGGCUUCUUCCUUGGUUUGCGGCCUUUCAGGUUAUGUUGAUAUAGGACUCAUUUUACUGUGGAUAUAGAUACUUUUGUACCUGUUUCCUCCAGCAAGUUCCUUUGCUGUUGUUCUGGGAUUGAUUUGCACUUUCCGCACCAAAGUACGUUCAUCUCUAGGAGACAGAACGCGUCUCCUUCCUGAGCGGUAUGAUGGCUGCGUGGUCCCAUGGUGUUUAUACUUGCAUGCUAUUGUUUGUACAGAUGAACGUUGUACCUUUAGGCAUUUGGAAAUUGCUCCCAAGGAUGAACCAGACUUGUGGAGGUCUACAAUUUUUUUUCUGAGGUCUUGGCUGUUUUCUUUUGAUUUUCCCAUGAUGUCAAGCAAAGAGGCACUGAGUUUGAAGGUAGGCCUUGAAAUACAUCCACAGGUACACCUCUAAUUGACUCAAAUUAUGUCAAUUGGCCUAUCAGAAGCUUCUAAAUCCAUGACAUCAUUUUCUGGAAUUUUCCAAGCUAUUUAAAGGCAAAGUCAACUUAGUGUAUGUAAACUUCUGACCCACUGGAAUUGUGAUAGUGAAUUAUAAGUGAAAUAAUCUGUCUGUAAACAAUUGUUGGAAAAAUUACUUGUGUCAUGCACAAAGUAGAUGUCCUAACCGACUUGCCAAAACGAUAAUUUGUUAACAAGAAAUGUGUGGAGUGGUUGAAAAACUAGUUUUAAUGGCUCCAACCUAAGUGUAUGUAAACUUCCGACAUCAACUGUAUCUGUAUCCACUCUGUCAUUUCAUAACUGUGUCAAUAAUGUGUCAAAAUAACCCCAACAUUUAAAAAAAUUUUUUCAUGCAAGUCAUUUCAAUGAUUUGUUAUUUUCAUUUUAGCAAAAUAAUGUAAAUAUAACUUUUAAUAUGUUGCUCAAAAUGUAAGUAUCUUUCAUGAGGAUAACCAAGAGAGAGACAAUAGUGAUUGAACCCAUUGGAAGUCUUUGGUUUUAAUCUCCUUGCAUUUCCUAUCUUGACGCGUGACUCUGUUUUUAAAGGAUUGUGGGUAAUUCAACGUUUUUAGAAUAUGAUUCUUUCACACAAUGUUGUAUGCAUGUUUGAAGAAAGAAAACUAUAUUUCUAUAUUGGUAUUAAGCUUGUUGUACCAUGUGGUGUAAUGUAUCAUGAUGAACGGAUAUCAAAACCAUGAGGCAAUUUGACAUUCAAUGAGGACAGCACCCAUUCCCACAUUCAGAAUUUUCAGUUGAAGAGGCCAGUGCAGAGUCCUCAUUUCUUGCAGUUCAACCUCCAGUUAGUGCUGGUGGUUUGAAAGCUGUGCUUGACAAUGCCUGCCAAAAUGGUAUACAGUAUAAUGGCAAAUGAUCAAAUACAUCACACAAUGUUAAAUAUAAAGACACCAGACAAAGGGAUCUAAUUCUGCAAUAGACAGGACUCGAAACACCAAAAUAGUGUUUUCAACCUUUACUGUUAAUGCUCCCAGUCCUUGAUAAGGUGUUGCACAAUAUUUGAUUUAGCGGUGUACUCCGGCAAAGUUAAGGUUUCGUCUCCUUCAAGUUGGUGGCAGCCAGUUGCCACUAGUUUUGGUGUUACAAAGCACUUCAUUUUAACAGUGUAGUAAACACCUCAUGAACUAUUUUGGGUGUGGGUGCACUUAUUUUAUUUACUAAACUGUCUUACAACUUAUGUUUGCCCCUAUCUUGUCUGUUUACAGUUCAAUUCCUAUGUCUGUGGAAGGUUGGAUAAGUUCUUUGAGGACCCGCUGAAGUUUGACCCAGAGAGGUUCCAUCCAGACGCUACCAAGUAA
Coregonus sp. 'balchen' is the source of this 13286-nucleotide messenger RNA. The record is from the annotation of a GenBank genome assembly. NCBI's taxonomy places the organism in Eukaryota, Metazoa, Chordata, Actinopteri, Salmoniformes, Salmonidae.